AUGGCUCCCUCGACCACUCUUUCAGAAACUGCAGAGUCCCCUACGCCAGGCUUAAAGAGACGUGCAACAUCACUCCUGCCCGCCUUUGAGCCUCUUUUGUCCUCGCCAUCUCUACCGAGACCACUGAAGCGGAAUCGAGAUGCAUACGACGAGCAACCGACAUAUCCUACGCCAGUACCUACUUCCUCCACUGCUGUCCUGUCUUCUUCACCUUCACGCGUUACGCAGUCAAAGCUCAAUCUUCCCAAGCCUUCUUCCACGCUCUCAGAACGGACUCCUCUUGGAACUGUCCCGUCUAUCCAACUAAAUGCGGAUGGAAAGAUAACGCGUAUGGGGAGAUCCAGUGCUUCCUGCGACUACCAGUUCGCGGCCAACCGUCUCAUUUCCAGAGUUCACGUCGAAGCUUGCUACAAACCAGCCGGUUCGCGCCUUGAGCGUGAUCGUGUCGAGAUAAUGUGUUCGGGUUGGAAUGGCAUCAAAAUACAUUGCAAGGGUCAGGUGUACGAGGUCAAGAAAGGGGAGACUUUCUCGUCCGACAUGAGGGAUGCCGAGAUCAUGGUUGACGUUCAUGACAGCCGUGUUGUCGUGCAGUGGCCGCCGAAGCCUCAUUUGGGUGCUAUAUCGUCCGAUGACGAUGAGGAUGAGGAGGAAUCUCCCACCAAGAGACAGCGUGCCAUGCUACGCCAUUCAACUCCUCCAAGCCCGAGUCCAAUGCAAGCUCGACGACGACCUGCUUCUCCAGUUUCGCCGUCACCUGCCGUGCAAGCAUUGAUGCCGUCUUCACCGCCUCUUCCUCCCACCCGAGCACCUGGUGAAACCGUCGAGAUAUACGAGGAUCCGGAGCCAUCUCCCGAGCUCAACGGAAUAUCUGAUGUCGCAGAAGUGUCCCAGACUACGCAGGCCCUCUCUCAAAAUGUUCCCUAUACCGGCGUUUCGCAGAAUAAUGUUUCCAGCACCAGUGAGGAUUUUUCUGACAAUGAUGAGGAGAAUGAUCCCAUCAUCCACUCGUUUGGACCAUUUGGUGCUAAUCUUCUACCACGUAUGGCUUCGUUUGCUGCUGGAGAUUCUCCUCGCCCUAGUGUAUCUAUUAAGAGUUCUCGAUCAUCACACACUGAACCUCUUCAUCCGCAUCAGGCUCCCGCCAUGCCCCAGAAGCCAUCGCCAGAAAUCGACGUGCGAAGUCACAUUAUCAACCAACUCGCGUUUUCAAGAUUAUCUUCCACCCCGUUGUCAACCAUCCUAAGCCACCUCCCACGAGAGGCAGGUGUUCUGUCCAUAAAUGAGAUUAGAAGCGUUAUUAGUGAGACGGCCUGUAUUGGCGAGGUUGCCAGGGAAGGUAAAGAUGCGGCUGGAAAACCUCUCGAAAGCGAAUAUUAUUAUAUUCCGGAUCUGGAUGAAGAUGAAAAGAGGAAGGAGGCCGUGGUCAAUGACUUGCGAAAACCCGGAUUGCGAGCGUGCCGCAAGCAGCAUAAGCAAUACUUCUGGCGAAAGCCGAAAUGA
Molecule: messenger RNA, 1500 nt
Organism: Rhinocladiella mackenziei CBS 650.93
Lineage: Eukaryota; Fungi; Ascomycota; Eurotiomycetes; Chaetothyriales; Herpotrichiellaceae
Exons: 2
Coding region: 1-1500 (499 amino acids)
Molecular function (GO): protein binding
Source: RefSeq, a predicted model, not a curated record